Messenger RNA from Lucilia cuprina (Australian sheep blowfly), 296 nucleotides. It is a transcript of the gene Ccdc56, whose product is annotated as cytochrome c oxidase assembly factor 3, mitochondrial. Lineage: Eukaryota; Metazoa; Arthropoda; Insecta; Diptera; Calliphoridae. Gene Ontology annotation, biological process: mitochondrial respiratory chain complex IV assembly. The transcript has a single exon. Bases 1 to 264 code for a protein of 87 amino acids. The record is from RefSeq and is a predicted model, not a curated record. Gene Ontology annotation, cellular component: mitochondrial inner membrane.
AUGUCUGCUGACAAAGAAUUACCAAAAAUUAAAUACGCCGAAAAAGCACCAAAACUAGAUAAAGCCCAGCUGGAAUUUAUGAAAUUGAUUGAGCAACAAAACUUGGAAAGAGUUACAAAACUACAACGCGUUAAACGUAAUAAUCUAAUAACGGCCGGUGUUUUGGUUAGCUCGGUGUUGGGCAUAUACGCCUAUUCCAUAUUGUCUGUGAAACAAGAGAAAUUCUUGGAUGACUUUGAUGAGCCCGCAAAAGUCAAUAAUUAAAAGAGAAAUAAUUCUAUUUUCAUACUAUAUAU